AUGAUUUUAGGUUCUCCCUAUCAAACUAUAUUGACUCUGACAACGAGUGCUUUCCACUAUCCACCUUUCGCAUUGAUAUCGCAACGGGCUGUACCUCAUCAACCUCAUCUUUCACUACAGCUGCGUACAUCUCCCACAGGAGCUGAAGACAAGGAUCAGGAUAUGUAUUCGAGAGAUAGAGACAGACUAUCCAUUGAUACGUUCACUAUAGGGUUGGAUAGAGAUGCACUAUUCUCUAGGAAGAAUGAUGUGGCGAAUUUAUUGAAGCAUUUAGGUCCAGCUGUAGAGGAUAGAGAAGAAGGGAUAAGUUCAAUAUGUGAUUAUAUCGAAGGGAAGAGGAGUAAAGGCAAGAAUGAUGAAGAAAUCAGAAGGAAGUUAGGUAUCUUGGAAGCUAUGGUUCCAGCUGGUUUAGGAGAUGUGUUCGUCAAUGCAUCCCUACGGUCUGGCUUAGCAUUAAAAAUCACUCAGUGCCCUCCAUUCCCGAUACGACCCGUGCACAGAGCCAGAAUAUCAUUAUCAUCAAUGAUGACCUCCUCGUCCUCCUCGUCGCGUCAUUCUCUGGUACCAGUCCCCGUUCUCAGUUCAGCUAUACUGGAGUCACAUCCAUGUUCAGCGUUGUCAGACUCCUCAGAGGAACCCUCUGCAGCAAAUUCGUUAUCUCCUACCUCAAAUUAUCCAUCUUCAUCAUCUCCUUCCUCAUCCUGCUUCUGUCGAAACUCACCGGACCAUGGGAUCUCACCACUACCACCUUUAACUUCCGACCCUGAUUCCCCAUCUACGCCUCUCACCUACCCAUCAACAUCAUCUUUAGGUAGAGCUCCAACCUUGCUUAGUCCACUAGCAUUAGGAGGUUGGGGUAGACAAUGGGAGAGAUCGUUCCUAUUUCGAACAAAGCCACAAUCAGAUGGCAAUAGGAUUAAUUUAGAAAGAUUUCCUAUUCCUCCUGAACAUACUCCUUCACCUUCGAUCCCGAGUCCAGAUCGCAAUUCAGAUGUGAACUCUAGUUGUUCGAUACCGCCUUCAUCGUCUGCCUCAUGGAUCGAAAACAAGGAAAGACCAAAAAGAUCAGUUUACGUCCAUGCGUUGACUAAGGGAAAGCAAGUCCCAUUACUGGGAAUCGAUGUUAACAUAUCACAACCACGUUCAAGCUAUUUCAUUGCAGGAGAUAUAUCUCCCAUCGACCCUGACCCAGGAUAUGGGGUAUCACCCACCAAAUCGGGAAUGACAGAGAGAACUCUAGAUCAAUCAUGGCUUUCAAUCUCAGAUGACAGUAUGAACCUUCCUUCAUCAAGCUUUGCCUCUGUUUCAGACGACUCUGAAAACAGGUGGGAAUGGGAGGAUCCGAGAGCACUAGACGAUGAACAGAAGACUGUCACAGGUGUAGAAUCAAGUAGAUGGAGUGCUAUUUGGUCUGAUAUGUCUUCAACGGAAAUGCCCGAUCAAGGUAUAUCACAUCUUCCAACUGAAGCCUCGAUGAUCAGAGAUGCCUAUCUAAACAUGAUCCAGCCUUCCAAAUUGUCGAAUAUGCCAGGUCCCGAACAAGGGGAUUCCCAAACAUUACUGAUGGCAUAUGCUUAA
This is a messenger RNA of Kwoniella shivajii, 1578 nucleotides long. RefSeq lists its product as uncharacterized. The record is from RefSeq and is a predicted model, not a curated record. NCBI's taxonomy places the organism in Eukaryota, Fungi, Basidiomycota, Tremellomycetes, Tremellales, Cryptococcaceae. The coding region runs from base 1 to 1578 and encodes 525 amino acids. The transcript has 6 exons.